Messenger RNA from Scatophagus argus, 1581 nucleotides. RefSeq names its product sperm-tail PG-rich repeat containing 4 (gene stpg4). Gene Ontology annotation, molecular function: chromatin binding; histone binding. Lineage: Eukaryota; Metazoa; Chordata; Actinopteri; Scatophagidae. Gene Ontology annotation, biological process: epigenetic programing of male pronucleus. The coding region runs from base 214 to 816 and encodes 200 amino acids. The record is from RefSeq and is a predicted model, not a curated record. The transcript has 7 exons. Gene Ontology annotation, cellular component: female pronucleus; germinal vesicle; male pronucleus.
UGUGUGUGUGUGUGCGUAUCUGCUUGUGCUUGUGCCUGACAUCAUACUGCAGCUUAGUAUGCCACGAGAGUACAACUCCAGAUAUCACAUGAUGGUGGAUGACCUAGUAACUAAGUGCAGAAUAUACCUCGGCACUGGCUUACCAUUAUGUCUUACUCCCUGUUAAACUGGCCGGUGUCACCGGAUCUCCAGUUAAGUAGAUAGUGAACGACAAUGAGUACAGCGCAGUACACUGCCACAUGGAAAAACAAAGCCAUCUCUAAAGUCAGUGACAUGUCCAGGGGUGAUAACAGAACAGAUAAGGGCGAUGACAAGUUGGACCCGUGUGGCAGAGGGAACUGGUGGCUGGGAACACUGAAAGACACACCCAUCCCAGGUUUCUAUCAUAUCCGUGACUUCAUUGAAGAGGCUGAGCUGAACCCAGUGAGGAAGACCUAUGGGUUCAAAGGCAUGGGCAGAAAAGCCCAAACUCUGGGCGGACGUAAUGGGGAUUGGCUGUUACCCGGGGCAUAUGACCACACCAGCUCCAUCCAGGAAGUCCUGAUGCACCAGGCGUCCUACUCUUUCAAAAACUGUCCACGGCCUGACAUUGUCACCUUGGGCAUCAGAGACAAGCACAUAAACACUUCACCAUGUGACUACAAUGUGACAGCAAAACCAUUGGAGAAGAUUCCCUGCAAGCAUGUGAUGUUUCGCUCGACCGUGCAACGGAUCAGCUUUCCACCUGUAAGUAUCCAGUCACCAAGACUAGUUAUUAGGACCAUUAAGUCUUUCCAUUGCCCACAAAAAGGCUUAAUUACAAUGCACUUUCAAUAGCUUUUGGUUACUAGCCAUGACCUAAUGUGUAUCUGGUGUGUGCUGUACAGGAGCUAGUUAUGACAACUACAGGGGUCAAGGAAAACCGAUGCCACGACGUGUCUGAUCAUAUCAUUUGCCCUAUUUAAGGGCCUGUUAUGGCACUGUGCUAGCUGACCAGUCAGCUUUGGUUCAUAUUGCAGUGUUGCAGCCUUGGCCUUGUGUCUAUGCUGGUAGCUGAUGGGUAUUUGAGCCAUGCUGGCAGCUGCUGAGUGUUGACAGAGAAGGAAAGGCGUUAAGAAAUCCCGAGGGUGUUAUUACUGCAGAGUUGGGAGCAGUUUUCUGAUGUUAGUGGUGUCACAGCGACUCUUAGACAAGUUUAUUGUCAAAGGUUAAGCAGCUACACAAAUCCCGCAGCGAAGUUAACUGAAAGCGGAGACCAUUCAGACAGCUGAACUGAUGGAUGUGGACAGACAUUAGCUGAUCAAAAUGAACUGCCUUAAUGGUUUACAUCUGGGAUUCUUGCUCCAUCCUGGGACAGGAGAGAAGAAUUUCACAUUACUCUGAGCCUUGCGUCUUACCCCUUAAUAGAAUGAAGUAGAUUUCCACACAUCCAAAGAACAACUUCCAAUGAGCCGAGGGUGUUUGGGAACACAACAAAAAAGAUAUAUAUUCUCUUUUUUCUGAUUUGACUUAAUUUCUCCAUCCUGGGGCCACUGUGUGUCCUAGAUUUUCAUGUUGUGCUUUUUUGCAAUAUCGACUGCACGUGCUGCUCAGAAGGAACAA